Molecule: messenger RNA, 2326 nt
Organism: Rhinolophus ferrumequinum (greater horseshoe bat)
Lineage: Eukaryota; Metazoa; Chordata; Mammalia; Chiroptera; Rhinolophidae
Gene: SERINC3
Product: serine incorporator 3
Exons: 10
Coding region: 118-1539 (473 amino acids)
Cellular component (GO): membrane
Source: RefSeq, a predicted model, not a curated record
CGCUAGCCGCGCGUUUCCGGCCUGAGAAACUGUCGCGUUUCUGCGGAGACACCUGGACUGGCCGCUACCACCGCGCUAGAAGCCUCUGGGUCGGCCGCUUCCGUCGCUAGCGUCACCAUGGGAGCUGUGCUGGGCAUCUUCUCCCUUGCCAGCUGGGUUCCAUGUCUGUGCAGCGGUGCCUCGUGUUUACUGUGCAGUUGCUGUCCCAACAGUAAGAAUUCCACUGUGACUCGCUUCAUCUACGCUUGCAUUCUCUUCCUGGGCACUAUCAUGUCCUCCAUCAUGCGGACAGACUGGAUGGAAACAGAGCUGAAGAAGAUUCCUGGAUUCUGUGAAGGGGGAUUUAAAAUCAAGAUGCCUGAUAUAAAAGCAGACAGAGAUUGUAACGUGCAAGUCGGUUAUAAAGCUGUGUAUCGGAUCAGCUUUGCCUUCACCAUCUUUUUCUUUGUCCUCUCUCUGCUCAUGAUAAAAGUAAAAACAAGUAAAGAUCCCAGGGCAGCAAUACACAAUGGGUUUUGGUUUUUCAAAAUUGCUGCCCUUGUUGGCAUCAUGGUUGGAUCUUUCUACAUCCCUGGGGGCCGUUUCACCACAGCCUGGUUUGUUAUUGGCACGGGUGGGGCCUUUUUCUUCAUCCUUAUCCAGCUGGUGCUGUUGGUAGACUUGGCUCACUCUUUUAAUGAAUCGUGGGUAAAUCGAAUGGAAGAAGGAAACCCAAGGUGCUGGUAUGCUGUGUUACUGUCUGUCACAAGCACCCUGUAUACCCUGUCAAUCAUCUUUGUUGGUUUGCUGUACGCAUACUACACCAAACCAGAUGGCUGCACAGAAAACAAGUUCUUCAUCAGUAUCAAUCUGAUCCUUUGCGUUGUGGUUUCUAUUAUAUCAAUCCAUCCAAAAAUUCAGGAACACCAGCCUCGUUCUGGCCUCCUGCAAUCCUCUGUCAUCACCCUCUACACCAUAUACCUCACAUGGUCAGCCCUGACCAAUGAACCUGAUCGUUCCUGCAACCCAGGACUGUGGAGCAUCAUUACACACAUCACCGCACCAACCUUGGCUCCUGCAAAUUCAACUGCUCCGGUCCCCACCGCUGCUCCACCAUCACAGAGUGGGCAUUUUAUGGACACAGAGAAUUUUAUUGGGCUGCUAGUCUUUGUUUUAUGCCUUUUGUAUUCUAGCUUCCGCACUUCCAGCAAUAGCCAAGUAAAUAAGCUGACCUUGUCAGGAAGUGAAAGCGUGAUCCUCCGUGAUACAGCUCCCAAUGGUUCUGGCGAUGAAGAAGAUGGACAGCCCCGGCGGGUUAUGGACAACGAGAAGGAGGGCGUUCAGUACAACUAUUCUGUCUUCCACUUCCUGCUCUGCUUGGCUUCCUUGUACAUCAUGAUGACCGUGACUGGCUGGUACAGCCCUGAUGCAGAGUUCCAGAAUGUGAGCAGCAAAUGGCCCACUGUGUGGGUCAAGAUCAGCUCCAGCUGGGUCUGCCUCUUCCUCUACGUCUGGACCCUCAUGGCUCCAGUUGUCCUCACCAAUCGAGACUUCAGCUGAAGCUCUGAGGACCAAGGACACCACUGAAAUCCAUAAAGGUUUCCUUGGCUGAAAGCCUUUUUGCUUUUGCUUCAACUAAAAUACUAAGCGAAUGCUGUGCAAAUUUGACUAUAUCCACAUUUAUGUCGGAGGGUGAGAUUGCAGAAUGAUUGAUGCAGGAUCUGAACUUCUCAUUUACAUGUAUGUUUGUUUGUAAGGAUAUAGCGCAAAGGGGACAUUUUUGCAUUGUAAAGUGAGCUACAGCUGUGCUGUGAAGAGAGUUCUUUAUUAAGACCAACUUUGAUUUAAAAUAUAAGAGAAAAUGUUGGAUAUUUGAGGCCAUCGUUAAUAUAUUUGUAUUGCAGUAUCUUUAAAGAGCAAAAAGAAAAAAAAUAAUAAUGUAUUUCUAUGACACUUUUUCUCUGUGAACGUCUUUCCUUGUGUGAUACAAGCACUCAGUUCAAUCCUUAAACUCUUAAGAGGUGUUGUAUCAUGGGCGAAGGAGUAUGUGUGUGGAUCUUUCCCGAGAAGAGGAGUUGCUGAUAUGGCUACUGCUUUUACAGCUUGAGUUUUUCAUUUACUUUUGUUAUACUAGUUAUACUACAACACUGAUGCUGCUUGAUUCAAGUCUGGGGCUUUGCCAGACUUUUAAUUUCAAUAAAUGCUUUGUAGGUUUGGUUAAAAUGAAGAUUCACUUGGGAAAACAGUGCACCUUUAGUCUAUGUAAUUAUCUUAUUAUGAGUAUGUAAAAGUAAAAUGCAUGUGAGUUUAUUAUAUUUGCACUAUAAAGGUAUUUGAUUAAAAUAGA